AUGCUCCGGCCAGAAUGGCGGCUGAGGCCCCUCUCCUCCUUCCUCGGCUUCCUCGACAUUAAGACAGGCGUCGUCGUCGCCCUCCUCUUCGCUCUCUUCAACAAAGUCACCGGUGUCUAUGGCCUGCUCGCCUUCCUGAUGGGCGCCGGCGGGUCCCUCGCCCAGCUGAGCAUGUACGUCUACUCCGUGCUGGGCCUCGUCGCCCUCACAUGGGGGCUCAAGGCCGUCCAAGAGGAAGACCCCAAGCGCACGCUGUACUUUGCGCACCUCUUCUUCGCCGACCACAUCCUCUCCACCGCCUGGACCGUCUUCUUCAUCGUCGUCUGGUGGGUCUACACCCCGCAUGACGGCGCGCGCCGCAUCAGCUCGCCCGCGCAGGAGGACAUCAUCCACCGCUCCGGCAUCAACGUCACCAUGUCCCCCGAGGACCGCACCGCCGCCGCCCAGGCCAUCUGGAACAAGGAGAAGGGCCCCGCGCUCGCCAUCGUCAUCCUCGGCUGGCUCGCAAAGAUCUACUUCGCGCUCCUCCUCUACUCCUACGCGUCUCACCUCCGCAAGGGCUCCUACCGCUCCCUCCCGCUCUCGCGGCCCAACCCCGCCGCGCCCACACCUGCGUACGCCGCUCUCCCCGACGAAGAAGAGGGCGACACGAUCGACGAGUUCUACCGCCUCCCCCUGCGCGCCCGGCCCAGCAGCAAGGCCGACGCCAGCAUGCCCGACGAGGUCCUCUUCGACGAGGACGAGGACCGCCAUUCCAAGUUCGCGAGCACGAGCGCGAGCACGACGGAGGAGAGUACCACGGGCGGCUCGGAUGGCGAGGACCACGUGCAGAUGGGUGUCCGGCGGUGA
Molecule: messenger RNA, 849 nt
Organism: Gloeophyllum trabeum ATCC 11539
Lineage: Eukaryota; Fungi; Basidiomycota; Agaricomycetes; Gloeophyllales; Gloeophyllaceae
Product: DUF1753-domain-containing protein
Exons: 4
Coding region: 1-849 (282 amino acids)
Biological process (GO): inositol phosphoceramide metabolic process
Cellular component (GO): inositol phosphoceramide synthase complex; Golgi membrane
Molecular function (GO): inositol phosphoceramide synthase regulator activity
Source: RefSeq, a predicted model, not a curated record